Nematocida ausubeli is the source of this 468-nucleotide messenger RNA. RefSeq lists its product as uncharacterized. NCBI's taxonomy places the organism in Eukaryota, Fungi, Microsporidia. The coding region runs from base 1 to 468 and encodes 155 amino acids. Gene Ontology annotation, biological process: maturation of SSU-rRNA from tricistronic rRNA transcript (SSU-rRNA, 5.8S rRNA, LSU-rRNA); ribosomal small subunit assembly; translation. Gene Ontology annotation, cellular component: cytosolic small ribosomal subunit; ribosome. Gene Ontology annotation, molecular function: small ribosomal subunit rRNA binding; mRNA 5'-UTR binding; structural constituent of ribosome. The record is from RefSeq and is a predicted model, not a curated record. The transcript has a single exon.
AUGGAAGUUGAGCAAAAAAUCCAGCCAGAAGUAGAAAUUAUAGAAGCAGAAGCACCAGCAGAAGUAGUUGAGAAGGUGCAGGAGAAGAUAGUCUUUGGAGUGGCCCAUAUUUACGCCUCCCACAAUGACACCUUUGUCCACAUAACUGAUUUGACAUCCAGAGAAACCAUAUGCAGAAUAACUGGAGGUAUGAUUGUUAAAACAGAUAAAGACGAGAGCAGUCCAUAUGCUGCUAUGUUUGCCGCCCAGAGAGCUGCAGAGCAGGCAAAGGCUGCAGGUUUCAAUGCUGUGCACGUAAGAGUAAGAGCCAGCGGAGGAGUAAAGACAAAGACCCCAGGACCAGGAGCACAGAGUGCACUCAGAUCUCUUGCUAGAAAUGGGCUAAGAAUUGGAAGAAUUGAGGAUGUCACACCAAUUGCAGCUGAUAGAACAAGAAAGAAGGGAGGAAGACGUGGAAGAAGACUAUAA